AGACGAUUUAUUUCAUGCUCCAAGUACUGGUUCGUUCACUUUCUCACCUUUCGUACAGCAGCCGCAGUCACAGCAGUUUCAGCAUUCUUUCUAUAUCUUCGGUCGUUCCCCUGCUCAGCAACAACAACAGCAGUAUCAGCAACCACAGCAAGUACAGCAACAGCAACAACAACAACAACAACAACAACAACAACAACAACAACAACAACAACAACAACAACAACAACAACAACAACAACAACAACAACAACAACAACAACAACAACAACAACAACAACAACAACAACAACAACAACAACAACAACAACAACAACAACAACAACAACAACAACAACAACAACAACAACAACAACAACAACAACAACAACAACAACAACAACAACAACAGCAACAACAGCAACAGCCAGGCAUUGUUUUUCAGCCUCCAAAUUUACUUAACAAUACACAGAUCAAGACAACCGACUUAAGCGUUUCUGAAGUGUAACACUGUACUCGAGGAAGAUUACAGGGGAGCACGCGAGUCAACGGAGGUUACACGAGGGGGCGGACAAAGAAUGCGAAAGGACUCGAAAGGUCGCAACUGGAGGUUGCGACUGACCGUUACAACAUCACGGAUGCGUUUCUGAAGUGUAACACUGUACUCGAGGAAGAUUACAGGGGAGCACGCGAGUCAACGGAGGUUACACGAGGGGGCGGACAAAGAAUGCGAAAGGACUCGAAAGGUCGCAACUGGAGGUUGCGACUGACCGUUACAACAUCACGGAUGGACUUAAGCGUUUCUGAAGUGUAACACUGUACUCGAGGAAGAUUACAGGGGAGCACGCGAGUCAACGGAGGUUACACGAGGGGGCGGACAAAGAAUGCGAAAGGACUCGAAAGGUCGCAACUGGAGGUUGCGACUGACCGUUACAACAUCACGGAUGGUAACCGAAGCGGCAAUCGAGUCGCUGUGCGACUCGAUAAACCGUUCCUGUAACU
Closterium sp. NIES-67 is the source of this 978-nucleotide messenger RNA. The record is from the annotation of a GenBank genome assembly. NCBI's taxonomy places the organism in Eukaryota, Viridiplantae, Streptophyta, Zygnematophyceae, Desmidiales, Closteriaceae.